AAAGAAUUAAAAGAUAUGAAAUACAUUCUGACUGAGGAGCAUGUGGCAAUUCCUGAAAAGAUAGAAAUCACUUAGAAAUCUAAAAUAGUAAAAGUUAAGGGUAUAUACUUAUUGUUUUAUUAUUUAUUAGGACCUAGAGGUGAAUUAUCUAAAAAUUUUAGACAUUCUGCUUUGGACAUCUAAGUUUCAAAGAAAGUUAAUAAGAAAACAAAUGUUGCUAAAUCUAGAGUGAGUGUUAGAAUGUGGUAAUCAUAUAGAAAGCAAAAAUGCCAAGUGAAUUCAGUAGCCUCACAAAUUAGAAAUAUGAUUAGAGGUGUUACCACAGGUUAUAAAUUCAAAAUGGUUUUGGCAUAUGCACAUUUUCCAAUCAUUAUUAAUCUUUUAGAUAAGGGUUUAGGCAUUGAAAUUAAGAAUUUCCUUGGUGAAAAGAUCAUUAGAACAAUUAAAUGUCUUCCAGGAGUAACUAUCACCAGAAAUGAAGCUGAAGAAAAGAGUAUUUAAAUCAUUAUAUUCAAAUUAUAGAUGUCUUAACACUUUAAGGAAAUGAUUUGAAUAAUGUAUCACUCACCUGUGCUCUUAUUCAUUAAGCUUGUGCUGUUAAGAAUAAGGAUAUUAGACAAUUCUUGGAUGGUAUCUAUGUAAGUGAAAAGCGUUUAGAAAUCUGAUCUAAUAAUAUAUAUAAAUAUAAGUACAAUACAUAUAUAUCAUUAUUAUCCUAC
Molecule: messenger RNA, 719 nt
Organism: Paramecium sonneborni
Lineage: Eukaryota; Ciliophora; Oligohymenophorea; Peniculida; Parameciidae
Source: the annotation of a GenBank genome assembly